Messenger RNA from Megalobrama amblycephala (Wuchang bream), 694 nucleotides. RefSeq lists its product as uncharacterized. Lineage: Eukaryota; Metazoa; Chordata; Actinopteri; Cypriniformes; Xenocyprididae. The transcript has 4 exons. Bases 114 to 452 code for a protein of 112 amino acids. The record is from RefSeq and is a predicted model, not a curated record.
UGUGUAACCCUAGAUUUGAAUACAGAGUUCUCUUGAAAAGCAGGAGUCUUGAAGACUUAAAAGUAUUCUUUUAGACAGUGUUUCUUAUUUCUUUCUAAGUGCUGGUGAUAACGAUGAAGUUCCACAUGCUUCUGCUGGCUUUUGUUGUGGUGAUUGUCACUAACAUCCAUUGUCAAGUCCAGCCUCAGCUGGAAGAUUCAGAUAAAUCUCCAGUGGACAAAGGUCACGUCAUGUCCAAACGGCAGGUCAGGACAUGCAACUGCGGGGGGAGAAGGAAUGCACUGGAGCAGAACUGUCCCUGUGAGCGGCAACGUCAAUACGAAAUCCUCAGCAAAGAGCAGAGAGCUUUUUGCCAAAAGAAGGGGAUUUGGACCUAUAAAAAAUGCCAACAGAUGAUUGGUGGAAACAGGAAGGAGAAGAAAGGCAACAAAGGCUUCAGUAUGCCGAUUUAAUUCUUCUCUCUGACUCUCAUAAUCACUAUACACACAAACUAUAUGCUCCCACAGUACAUACCUAUUUCACAAUAUCUAAAGUAAGUAGUGUAUACUGAACUACCUUUGUAUCUAUAAUAUUCCAAAACAUUUAAUCUUUCCAGUGUUCUAGGUUAAGUUUUUGCAAUCUUUUGGAAAAGAUUUACAUAUCGGAAAAAGAUGUGCAAGUGCAUUUAAAGAAUAAAACAGUUUGCUAAUAAAAA